CUUUGGAAAGGACAGUACAUCCCACGCCGUGGAAAGAGUGCAUCAUUACGAUUUUCAUCAUCUUGUCUGCGUACUCUCUGACAUUAUGAAAACGGACACAUGUAAAGAAGAAACCCGCUGAGGACGAAUUUAUUUGGAAACAAACUUUUGGAAUUUCCUGCAACUUUGGGACCACUGCCAAUUCUUAAGCCUGUCUUGUCCGUAAGCUGUCAGUUGUCUUUAUACUUCAACGUCAAACAGAAUGUACUGCCACAAUCUGGUCCUUUUUGUAUUCUUGUAUUCCCACGCGCUACUGAUGAUGUGCCUGCCACCAGCCUCAGCGCAGAAGUCGAAUGGUCCUCGGUGGCUUAUAGGGGACAGAGAGAGCCCAUGUUCCCCUGCGUGCUCCAGGAGUCACGGCAAGCCUGUGUGUGGGUCAGAUGGACGCAGUUAUGAUACCAACUGUGACCUGGAGAGGGCGAAAUGCAAGGACCGCACGCUCACCCUCGCCCACAGGGGCCGAUGCAAAGGUAAAAACUGGGUGAGGAUAGAUCCGCCUCUUCCUGCACCCACACUUGUUUCAGAGGUCAAAGAGUUGACAGAAGCGGGCCAGACGAAAUGUCGGACUGAGAGGAUUCAGGCUUUGGAACAGGCCAAAAGGCCACAGGAAUCCAUUUUUAUCCCAGAAUGCAAUGACGAUGGAACAUUUGCCCAGGUCCAAUGUCACACCCUCACAGGAUACUGCUGGUGCGUGACGACAGAUGGCAAGCCAGUCAGCGGCUCUUCUGUCCAGAACAAAACACCAGUGUGUUCAGGAAACUUCCGUGAAUUUAUGGGAACUCAUGCUGGGACAAGUGGAUUGUCAGGGUCAGUAACCGAUAAGCCACCGGGACCUCCAAGCUCUGGCAGAAAAGUCUCUUUCCGUUUCUUUCUCACCCUCAAUCCAGAUGAUGGCUCCAAACCCACACCAACCAUGGAGACACAUGUUGUCCCAGAAGAGAUUACAGCUCCAACGUUGUGGAUUAAGCAGCUGGUGUACAAAGAGAACAAACAGAACAGUUCAAACAGUAGGAAGUCAGGUUACUGCUGGUGUGUGCUGGUGGACACUGGGAGACCCAUACCUGGAACCUCUGCGAGGUAUAAGAAACCAGAAUGUGACAGUACGGCUCGUUCUCGAGACUCAGACAUGGAAGAUCCUUUUAGAGACAGAGAUCUGGCAGGGUGUCCAGAGGGAAAGAAAGUGGAAUUCAUAACCAGCCUGUUGGAUGCCCUUACUACUGACAUGGUGCAGGCUAUCAACUCACCAGCCCCCUCUGGUGGUGGGAGGUUUGUUGAGCCUGAUCCAAGCCACACACUGGAGGAACGGGUGGUUCAUUGGUACUUUGCCCAGCUGGAUAAUAAUGGCAGUCACGAUAUCAAUAAGAAGGAGAUGAAGCCCUUCAAGCGCUAUGUAAAGAAGAAAACCAAACCCAAACGAUGUGCAGACAUUAGAUUUUCCCCUCGGGAAGUUUACUCUUAG
This is a messenger RNA of Sinocyclocheilus rhinocerous, 1498 nucleotides long. RefSeq names its product SPARC-related modular calcium-binding protein 1-like. Gene Ontology annotation, cellular component: basement membrane. Bases 242 to 1498 code for a protein of 418 amino acids. The transcript has 14 exons. NCBI's taxonomy places the organism in Eukaryota, Metazoa, Chordata, Actinopteri, Cypriniformes, Cyprinidae. Gene Ontology annotation, molecular function: extracellular matrix binding; protein binding; heparin binding. The record is from RefSeq and is a predicted model, not a curated record. Gene Ontology annotation, biological process: extracellular matrix organization.